Canariomyces notabilis is the source of this 846-nucleotide messenger RNA. RefSeq lists its product as uncharacterized. The coding region runs from base 1 to 846 and encodes 281 amino acids. Gene Ontology annotation, biological process: mycotoxin biosynthetic process. NCBI's taxonomy places the organism in Eukaryota, Fungi, Ascomycota, Sordariomycetes, Sordariales, Chaetomiaceae. The record is from RefSeq and is a predicted model, not a curated record. The transcript is spliced from 4 exons.
AUGGAUUUCACCAAGUCUUCCCUCACCCACAAAGAUUCUCGAGUCGAGUACUCGCGACUUUCAGAAGGCGAUGAAGCGUCAUUGUCCUCGGAUAUCCAGCCAACUAGCCGCUGGCAGCGCAAAGGUGGCGGCAGGUUGCCAUGGAUUAUAGCUAUCUGCUCUGCAAUUCUCAACGCACUUCUUAUUGGCGGUAUCAUCAUUGCUCGACAAGACAGCCCGAGACACCAUGGUUUGGGAACAUUCGAGACGGGGUUCAAGACGGACUUUGCGGACGCCGGUAAGCACAUUGAGAUUGUCAAAACUGUGUUCAACGGGUCCCCAGAGUUCAAAGACGACGGGACCAUGUAUAUACCCAAUCCGGAUCCGGUCCGCUAUGUCGGAGACCCCAAAGAGUUCCCUGAGAUAGACGAGAACUGGGAGAACUUGGUCUAUGGGAGAUACUUCCGCAUAACGGAGAAAGAAGCAUACGAUGCAUUUGGAGACGACUACCGGGAGUACUGGGACGACCAGUUCGGCGCGUAUCUGACGGGCAUCGACAUGUUUCACACGCUCCAUUGCAUUAAUCACCUCCGUCGGGCGUAUUACCCUCACAUCUACAAGGAAGGAUACAAAUCACCCGAAAAGGCCCUUAUGCACCGCGACCACUGCCUCGAGCAGCUCCGGCAGUACGUCAUGUGCCACGGCGACCUGACCCCCAUCCCGACAAAGUACUUCAAGGCCCUGGACCGCAACUACGUUCUCUCGGAUGUGCCCCAUGUCUGCCGGAACUUUGACAAGCUCCAGGCCUGGAUGAUGGACCGCUAUCACGGACCGACUGCGGUGCCACGGUACAACCGGACAACCUAG